Messenger RNA from Trifolium pratense (red clover), 1248 nucleotides. RefSeq names its product alpha-galactosidase. NCBI's taxonomy places the organism in Eukaryota, Viridiplantae, Streptophyta, Magnoliopsida, Fabales, Fabaceae. The record is from RefSeq and is a predicted model, not a curated record. The coding region runs from base 1 to 1110 and encodes 369 amino acids. Gene Ontology annotation, molecular function: hydrolase activity, hydrolyzing O-glycosyl compounds. The transcript is spliced from 15 exons. Gene Ontology annotation, biological process: carbohydrate metabolic process.
AUGAGGAGGUACUUGGUUGAAAAUGGACUUGGUCUAACACCUCCCAUGGGGUGGAACAGCUGGAAUCACUUUGGUUGUGAUGUUAAUGAAAACAUAGUUCGAGAAACAGCUGAUGCAAUGGUGUCAUCGGGGCUAUCAAAUUUGGGGUACCAAUAUCUUAAUUUAGAUGAUUGUUGGGCCGAGCUCAAUCGAGACUCAGAGGGAAAUAUGGUUCCAAAUGCUGCAACAUUUCCUUCAGGAAUGAAGGCUCUAGCUGAUUAUGUUCACAGCAAAGGCCUAAAGUUAGGGAUCUACUCAGAUGCUGGAACUCUAACUUGUAGUAAACGUAUGCCUGGAUCACUAGGACAUGAACAACAAGAUGCUAAAACAUUUGCUUCUUGGGGGAUUGACUAUUUGAAGUAUGAUAAUUGUGAAAACAACGGUAUAAGCGUUAAAGAAAGGUAUCCACCAAUGAGUGAAGCCUUACUAAAAUCUGGAAGGCAGAUCUUCUUAUCUAUGUGUGAAUGGGGAUGGGAAGAUCCAGCAACAUGGGCAAAAAGUGUGGGAAAUAGUUGGAGAACAACGGGAGAUAUUGAAGAUAAUUGGAAUAGCAUGACUUCAAUAGCAGAUUCAAAUGAUAGAUGGGCAUCAUAUGCUGGACCUGGAGGAUGGAAUGAUCCCGACAUGCUUGAAGUUGGAAAUGGUGGCAUGUCUACUGAAGAAUAUCGUUCUCAUUUUAGCAUAUGGGCUUUAGCUAAGGCUCCUUUAUUGGUUGGUUGUGAUAUUCGGGCAAUGGAUAGUACCACAUAUGAACUAAUAAGUAACUCAGAAGUUAUUGCAGUGAACCAAGAUAGACUAGGAGUUCAAGGAAAGAAAGUGAAAAGUAAUAAUGAUUUGGAGGUGUGGGCAGGCCCUCUUAGUGAAAACAAGGUAGCAUUGAUUUUAUGGAAUAGAAGCUCAUCAAAGGCAACAGUGACUGCAUCUUGGUGUGAUAUAGGUCUGAAACCAGAAGCCAUCGUUGAUGCAAGAGAUUUAUGGGAGCAUUCAACACAACCAUCAAUUUCAUCACAAAUCUCAGCCGAGUUAGAUUCACAUGCUUGUAAAAUGUAUAUUCUAACUCCCACGAGCUAGUUUCAAGUGGAAGAGAAUUGAAGAUAUAGUUCAAUCAAAUCUAUGUUCAAUAAGAUGUACUAGAAUAAAUUCAUAUAUAUGUUGGAUUAAUGUUUCUAUUUGCAUUUGUAAUUUUGAAGCAUCGAGGCUUGCUUGAUA